CUUUACUUUAUUUCACCUCGUCGUACAUACCAAAGUUGUACUCCUUUAUUCCUCGUCUCCUUCGUAUACACUCUAUCUACUCUACUUAUCGAUGGAAUGAUCUUUCGACUGUUACACGUACCGUCGACCACAACAGUUUCGAGGAUAUUGUCACAAUCACCGGUGUUUUGCCACAGCCUCAGUAAUUUUUGGAUAUCACGAUUGAAAGCCCGAACACAGAUAUGCCGCCGAAACGCAAAGCCGCCGCUGCAGUCGUCGCUGCUGUGAUCGAGAGCGACGUGAGUGAGGGUGGUGAGGGUGGUGAUAGCGAUGGGUUUGUUCCUGAGGAAUCGGAGUCGGAGGACUCUCAGCCAGAAAUGGAGGUGGAGGUGGACGGGGGGAAGAACGUGAAGCCUAAGGGCAAGGCUACAAAGAAGAAGGCACCGAAGGCGGCGAAGGAGAAUGGGGACGGUGAAGGUGAAGGAGAGGAGAAGAAGAAACCAGCAGCCAAACGGAAGCCUGUGAAGAAGGAGCCAGAAGAGGACGACGAGCCCCGUGUUAGGGCGCCGGAGUUUAAUAGCUCCUACGUGCCUAUUCCGUUCAAGGGACGGAUAGGAUAUGCGUGUCUGAAUACCUACCUCCGCACUAGCGUUCCGCCCGUCUUCUGCUCGCGCACAUGUCGUAUCGAAACGAUUCUCAAGCAGGGAGAAUGGACGACAGCGGGACUUCCGUUCGUGCAAUCCCUCGCCCUCCAGAACGCAAAGGACCUGUCCACCCUGAUCCGCUGGAACGAGAAAUACAAAAUCCGCUUCCUUCGUAUCUCCUCCGAGAUGUUUCCCUUCGCGUCGCACGCAAAGUACGGCUACAACCUCGAUUUCGCCCGAGAGACACUGGGCGAGGCCGGGAAGCUCGCAAUGAAGUUUGGUCAUAGACUUACGACGCAUCCGGGGCAGUUCACGCAGCUGGGGAGUCCUAGGCCCGAGGUUAUCAAGGCUAGCAAGAAGGAUUUGGAGUAUCACUCGCAGCUACUGAGCGGGCUGGGAAUGGAGGGGCAGGCAGACAAAGACGCAGUGAUGAUCCUGCAUAUGGGCGGUAUGUUUGGGGACAAAGGGGAGACGCUCGACAGAUUUAGAAAGAACUAUGCGGGAUUGAGUGAGGAUGUUAAAGCCCGCCUGGUGCUCGAAAACGACGAUGUGAUCUGGUCUGUGCACGACCUCCUCCCGAUCUGCGAGGAACUCAACAUCCCGCUCGUCCUCGAUUACCACCACAACAACAUAAUCCACGACGAGUCGAUGCGGGCGGGGACCGAGGACAUCCAGCAGUUCUUCCCACGGAUCAAGGCUACGUGGACGCGCAAGGGCAUCACGCAGAAGCAGCACUACUCCGAGCCCUGCGAGGGAUCCGUCACCGGCCGCGAAAUGCGGAAACACUCCCCUAGAGUCCUUAACCUUCCGCCGUGCGACGAUACGAUGGACCUCAUGAUCGAGGCGAAGGAUAAAGAGCAGGCCGUGUUUGAGCUGUACAGGAGGUAUGGGAUUGAGGACGGCGGAGGGGCGAAGGAGGUCGCGCCGCAUGAGAGGAGUGAUGAUAAUAGACCGCCGAAGAAGGGCGAGGCGGAGAGGGAGGAGGUGCCGGAGGAGGAGCUGGGAAUGGGUGGACCCGAGGGAAGGGUGUAUUGGCCGCUUGGGAAGGAGGAGUGGCUGACACCAAGGAAGAGGGUGCUGAAGAAGAAAGAGGUUGAAGAUUUGGAGGAUGGGGCGCCGGUGAAGAGUACGAGGGGAAAGAAGGUUAAGAAGGAGGAGAACCACGAUAAAGAAGCUAUGAAGGAGGAGGAUAAUGGUGAAGAAGCGCCGGAACCGAUGCCGACAAAGAAAGCCAGGCGGAAGAACGGCGUUAAGAAGGAGGAUGAUGGCGAAGAAGCGCCGGAACCUAUGCCAGCAAAGAAAGCCAGGCGGAAGAACGGCGUCAAGAAGGAAAUUGACGGCGAACAGCAGUCGACAGCACCACCACCAGCAAAAAAGUCCAAGCGCGCCGCAGGCCCAUCCAAGUCCAUUACAUCGACCUCUACCCUCAUCACACUGCCAUACACAAACGAAAAACCCAGGCGUGGAAGAUCCGCGAAGGAAAUUGUGCACCCGCCUCCCCCAACAUCACUGAUGGAUCCGGAGUCGUCGGGGCUUAGUGAUCUCGAUAUUAUGGACACGGAGGAUGUGGCGGUCGUGGUGGGGGAGGAGGGGGAUGUAUAGAUGGUGAAGGGAGGAGGGACAAAAGGAUGUUGUACGAUAGUUGGGUUACAUACAUACUAAGUUUAAUAAGAGUGGAAUUGACUUGUACCUAUCUUGGCCGGAUAGGAUCACAAAUGGGGGUAUAUAUUCCGAAGAAC
Tricharina praecox is the source of this 2362-nucleotide messenger RNA. Its product is annotated as UV-endonuclease UvdE-domain-containing protein. Gene Ontology annotation, cellular component: mitochondrion; nucleus. The transcript has 4 exons. The record is from RefSeq and is a predicted model, not a curated record. Gene Ontology annotation, biological process: response to UV; mitochondrial DNA repair; nucleotide-excision repair. Gene Ontology annotation, molecular function: endonuclease activity. Bases 222 to 2225 code for a protein of 667 amino acids. NCBI's taxonomy places the organism in Eukaryota, Fungi, Ascomycota, Pezizomycetes, Pezizales, Pyronemataceae.